AUGCCUACCACUGACCUUACUAACUUUCAAGCAGGCACUACAAGUGGUCCUGUUCCUGUGACAGUGGAAGUGGAAGUUCAAUCCGAAUCUGCAUCAUCAACGGAAGCAUCAACUGAAGCAGAAGCUGCUAUUUCGGUGGUUGUUGGUGGGGCAUCUAACUCAAUAACGAUUGAAAAGGCAAGUCGUGCGUACUAG
Molecule: messenger RNA, 195 nt
Organism: Ilex paraguariensis (yerba mate)
Lineage: Eukaryota; Viridiplantae; Streptophyta; Magnoliopsida; Aquifoliales; Aquifoliaceae
Source: the annotation of a GenBank genome assembly